CUUCGAAUUAUUGUCCUACAGGUUUAACUUCUAACGAUGACUUCAUUUCAAAAUGCAUGUCAUUGUGUUGGUUGCCGGUUGUUCGUUCCUUGUGUCAUUUAAUCGAGGAAAAACAUCCUAAUUGCCUUAAUUGUUGCGGAAUAAGAUCGUCACUGCUUGCCGGCGUUGCUUUUAGCUUGUUCGCAGCUAACAAACAAAGGCGGAAUUUAAGCAGCAUCUACAGAACUCAAGUGAGUGUAAAGAGUUGUUGCGUAUCCUGUGAAAAUGUGCAAAGUACAACAAAUGUUGAGAGCGUUGCUGAAUCAGCGACUGAGUGCCGCCGUCGAAGAAGUUGUUGGAGUGUUUGAAAGAACUAUAGCAGAAUACGAAGAGCAACUUUGUCGAACGAAGGAGGAAAACGAGCGACAACGUCAACUAUUGGACGCCGUUUUCAAGACGCAAGGUGGACAUAAAAGAGAUGUCAGUGAAGAUGAUCCUGUGAAGCAGGAGUGGCGCUCCGGAGUGGAGCAGCAGGAUCUGGCGCACCCCCACAUUAAAAAGGAAAAGGUGGAAGAGCAGGAGUGGCGCUCCGGGGUGGAGCAGCAGGAUCCAGCGCGUCCUAACAUUAAAGAGGAAGAGGUGGAAGAGCAGCUUCAAAGGCCGGAGUUGCUUGAGGAUCACGUCAUAAAGAUUGAAAAUUGUCAAAGUGAGGAGAACAGAGGGACGGAGCCUCCGAGCAGUAACUCAGGUCGGCAUGUGACAACGCAAGGUGAUGGCGAUCACUGCGGAGGACCACAAGCAGACGGCCGCUUUGCUCCUCUAUCUGUCAGCGAUGGCAUGACCUCACAUUUGCCGGAUAUUGAUAAUAAACAGUGGAAAGUUGAUGUGAGAUGUCACACUGACGACAGAUGCUGGAAAUGCUCUCAGUGUGACAAAGUCUUCUUUAACCAGACCCAUUUAAAUAGGCACAUGGGAUGGCACACAGGAGAGAGACCGUUCAUGUGCUCAGAUUGCGGUCAAGCAUUCUUCAAGGAACCACACUUGACAACGCACAGGAGGACGCACACUGGAGAGAAACCUUUUUCCUGCUCAGUCUGCAGUAAAAGCUUCAGCGUUCGUUUCGGUUUAACUCAACACAUGAGGACACACAAUCAGGAGAAACCCUUCAGGUGCUCAGUGUGCGAUAAGAGAUUCGCUUAUCCAGUAUCCUUGAUGAGGCAUGCCAGCACGCACACUGGAGAGAAUACACACUCCUGCUCAGUCUGCCACGCAAGUUUUCGCCUUCGGUCGUCACUCAUGAUCCACAUGAGGAUACACACUGGAGAGAAGCUGUUUUCCUGCCCGGUAUGCAAGAAAACUUUCUGUGCCGGUACAUGCCUUUGACGUCUACGGUGUGAUGUUUAUAAUCAAAGUUGACAGGAAAAAGUGGAUACAGUGUUCCGCAACAUAUUUUAGAUUCAUUACCAGUGCUGCCACAAAUUACUACUUUGCUACAGAAGCCAACUAGUCACGAUAAUAAUUGCGAUUACUGAACUAAUUGAAUCAUAUAUGAAUCGUAUAAAUUCACCCUUCUCAGGCAUUCAGGCAUCAAUAUUUUUUAUGUAUAAGGGAAAUCAGAGGAGUGCAAUUGGGAAAAGGCACUGUGCUCAAGAAAAUUGCAAUAAACACUUUUUUUU
Messenger RNA from Hippocampus comes (tiger tail seahorse), 1655 nucleotides. Its product is annotated as zinc finger protein 37 homolog. The record is from RefSeq and is a predicted model, not a curated record. The transcript is spliced from 2 exons. Bases 265 to 1362 code for a protein of 365 amino acids. Gene Ontology annotation, cellular component: nucleus. Gene Ontology annotation, molecular function: DNA-binding transcription factor activity, RNA polymerase II-specific. Lineage: Eukaryota; Metazoa; Chordata; Actinopteri; Syngnathiformes; Syngnathidae. Gene Ontology annotation, biological process: regulation of transcription by RNA polymerase II.